CGCCCGCCGCGCCUCGGAGCGCACGUUCCGCGCUUUCUCCUACACGUCCCUGGACAUUAUGCGGCCGAGCAGCGGAGCCCCAGUCCUAGUGCUACUCCUCCGGCUCCUCCUGCGGCCCGAGCGGCUCAGCUCUCGGCAGGCGGCGGCGUUGCUCAGCCGAGCGCAGACGGGACCCUCGCGGCGGGACCUCAGCGACUCCUAAAGUCAAAAGUUGGCGGCGGGCGCCGGGCUCCGCGCGCUCAACGCGGCUGCUGCCUCGGGUCGCUGCCGCAACCAAGGAGGGCAGGAGGGAGGAGGUGGGGUAACGGGGGAGGGGUGAGGAGCACCAUGCAGUUUGUAUCCUGGGCCACACUGCUAACGCUCCUGGUGCGGGACCUGGCCGAGAUGGCGAGCCCAGACGCCCCGGCGGCCGUGCGCAAGGACAGGCUGCACCCGAGGCAAGUGAAAUUAUUAGAGACCUUGAGCGAAUACGAAAUCGCGUCUCCCAUCCGAGUGAACGCUCUCGGAGAACCCUUUCCCACGAACGUGCACUUCAAAAGAAGGCGACGGAGCAUUAACUCUGCCUCUGACCCCUGGCCUGCCUUCGCCUCCUCCUCUUCCUCUUCUACCUCCUCCCAGGCGCAUUACCGCCUCUCCGCCUUUGGCCAGCAGUUUCUAUUUAAUCUCACCGCCGAUGCCGGAUUUAUCGCUCCACUGUUCACUGUCACCCUCCUCGGGGAGCCCGAGGAGAACCAGACAAAGUUUUAUUCGGAGGAGGAGGCAGAACUCAAGCACUGUUUCUACAAAGGCCAUGUCAAUACCAAGUCCGAGCACACGGCGGUCAUCAGCCUCUGCUCAGGAAUGCUGGGCACAUUCCGGUCCCAUGAUGGGGAUUAUUUUAUCGAACCACUGCUGUCCAUUGAUGAAGCAGAAGAUGAAGAUGAGCAGAACAAACCCCAUGUUAUCUACAGGCGCAGCAGCCCCCGUAGAGAGCCCCCCACGGGAAGGCACGCGUGCGGCACCUCAGAACACAAAACUGGUGACAGCAAGGACGAGAGGCAGAGGAGAAGAAGGACGUGGGAAGGAAGGAGUACCCUGGCUGAUGAUGUGGCUGUCUUCAAAAGCAGCUUAGCGACACGGGCGCUUUCUGCCUCUGGCAACAAGACGGACAGCACCAGAGAAAAGAGGACCCACAGAAGAACAAAACGUUCUUUAUCCUAUGCACGGUUUGUAGAAGUGAUGGUGGUGGCAGACCGAAGAAUGAUUUUAUACCAUGGAGCAAACCUUCAACACUAUGCUUUAACUUUAAUGUCAAUUGUAGCCUCUAUCUAUAAAGACCCCAGUAUUGGAAAUUUAAUUAAUAUUGUUGUUGUGAACUUAGUUGUGAUUCAUAAUGAACAGGAAGGACCUGCCAUAUCUUUUAAUGCUCAGACAACACUACGAAACUUUUGCCAGUGGCAGCAUUCAAAGAACAAUCCGGGUGGAAUCCAGCAUGACACUGCUGUCCUCAUCACGAGACAGGAUAUCUGCAGAUCCCACGACAAAUGUGACACCUUAGGCCUGGCUGAACUGGGAACGCUCUGUGAUCCGGUCAGGAGCUGCUCUAUCAGCGAGGACAAUGGACUGAGCACGGCUUUUACCAUAGCCCACGAACUGGGCCACCUGUUUAAUAUGCCUCAUGACGACAGCAAUAAGUGCAAAGAAGAAGGAGUGAAGAGUCCCCAGCAUGUCAUGGCUCCAACUUUGAACUUCUAUACCAAGCCCUGGAUGUGGUCAAAGUGCAGUCGAAAAUACAUCACUGAAUUUUUAGACGGUGAUGGUGGCGAGUGUUUGUCUAACCAACCUGCGUCCAGAGCCUACACUUUGCCUUCCCAGCUGCCCGGCCUCCUUUACAACGUGGAUAAACAAUGCGAAUUGAUUUUUGGACAAGGUUCUCAGGUGUGCCCAUAUAUGAUGCAAUGUCAGCGACUCUGGUGCAGUAACACGGAUGGAGGAGGAGGAGAGGAUGGACCAGGCAAAGGCUGCCGGACUCAGCACACGCCCUGGGCGGACGGGACCGAGUGUGAGCCCGGAAAGCACUGCAAGUUUGGGUUUUGUGUUCCCAAAGAAACGGAGGACCCCCUGACUCAUGGAUCCUGGGGAAGUUGGACUCACUUUGGAACCUGCUCAAGAACGUGUGGAGGGGGCAUCAGAAUCGCUGUCCGGGAGUGCAACCGACCAGAGCCAAAAAACGGUGGAAGGUACUGUACAGGGCGUCGAAUGAAAUUCAAGUCCUGCAACAUCCAGCCGUGUUCCAAGCAGAAGCGAGACUUCCGAGAGGAGCAGUGCUCUCAGUAUGAUGGGAAGCAUUUUAACAUCAACGGCCUCCUUCCGAGCGUGCGCUGGGUGCCUAAGUACAGUGGAAUUCUCUUGAAGGACAGGUGCAAGUUGUACUGCAGAGUGGUCGGGAGCACAGUCUACUAUCAGCUCCGCGACAAAGUGGUGGAUGGGACUCCAUGUGGCCAGGACACCAGCGAUGUCUGUGUCCAAGGCGUUUGCCGGCAAGCUGGAUGCGAUCAUGUUUUAAACUCAAAAGCCCGGAAAGAUAAAUGUGGGGUGUGCGGUGGAGAUAAUUCUUCGUGCAAAACAGUGGCAGGAACAUUUAAUAUAGCACAUUAUGGUUAUAAUUUCGUGGUCCGAAUUCCAGCCGGUGCCACCAGCAUCGACGUGCGGCAGCACAGCUUCUCGGGGAAGUCUGAGGAUGAUAACUACUUAGCGUUAUCGAACAGUGAAGGUGAAUUCUUGCUCAAUGGAGACUUCGUUGUCACCAUGUCCAAAAAGGAAAUCCGCCUUGGGAAUACUCUGGUAGAGUACAGCGGGUCCGACAAUGUCGUGGAGAGACUGAAUUGCACAGAUCGCAUAGAACAAGACCUUUUGCUGCAGGUGUUGUCGGUGGGGCAGCUGUACAGCCCCGACGUGCGUUAUUCCUUCAACGUCCCCAUUGAAGACAAGCCCCAGCAGUUCCACUGGAGCAGCCAUGGGCCCUGGCAAGCCUGUAGCAAACCCUGCCAAGGGGAGCGGAAACGGAAACCUGUUUGCACCAGGGAAUCUGAUCAGGUUAUAGUUUCUGAUCAAAAGUGCGAUCGGCUGCCCCAGCCAGGACCCAUCACUGAGCCCUGCGGCACAGACUGUGACCUGAGGUGGCAGGUCGCCGGCAGGAGUGACUGUAGCGCCCAGUGUGGCUUAGGGUACCGCACGCUAGACGUCAUCUGUGCCAGAUACAGCCGGCUGGAUGGGAAGACCGAGAAGGUUGAUGACCACUUUUGCAGCAGUCACCCCAAGCCAGACAACCAGGAAAAAUGCUUAGGAGAAUGUGACACAGCAGGCUGGCACUACUCUGCUUGGACUGAAUGUUCUGCAAGCUGUGAUGGUGGAAUCCAGAGGAGAAGGGCUAUUUGUGUCAACACACGAAAUGAUGUCCUGGAUGACAGCAAGUGCACACAUCAAGAGAAAGUCACCCUUCAGAGGUGCAGUGAGUUCCCUUGUCCACAGUGGAAAUCCGGAGACUGGUCAGAGUGCUUGGUCACCUGUGGGAAAGGGCACCAGCACCGUCAGGUCUGGUGUCAGUUCGGUGAAGAUCGAUUAAACGAUGGAGUCUGUGACCCUGAGACCAAGCCAGCUUCCAUGCAGACCUGUCAGCAGCCAGAAUGUGCGUCCUGGCAGGCGGGUCCCUGGGGACAGUGCAGUGUCACUUGUGGACAGGGAUACCAGCUGAGAGCAGUGAAAUGCGUCAUCGAGACUUACAUGUCCGUGGUAGAUGACAAGGUCUGCAGUGCGGCAACUAGACCAACUGAGACCCAGGACUGUGCACUGCCAUCUUGUCACCCUCCCCCGGCUGUCCCAGAAGCAAGGAGGAACGUACACAGCGCGCCAAGAACCACGUGGCGAUUUGGGUCUUGGACUCCAUGCUCAGCCACUUGUGGGAAGGGUACCCGGAUGAGGUAUGUCAGCUGCUGGGACGAGGACGGCUCCGUGGCUGAUGAGAGCGCCUGUGCAGCCCUGCCCAGACCUGCGGCUGAGGAGGAAUGUUCUGUGACCCCCUGUGGCCAGUGGAAGGCGUCAGACUGGAGCCCUUGUUCUGUGACGUGUGGGCAAGGUAGGACAAGCCGGCAAGUGGUAUGUGUCAACUACAGUGACCAUGUGAUCGAUCAGAGCAAGUGUGACCCAGAUUACAUCCCAGAAACCGACCAGGACUGUUCCAUGCCACCCUGCUCUCGGCAGACCCCAGACCGUGGCCUUGCUCAGCACCCUUUCCAGAAUGUGGGCUAUCACCCCAGGAGCCCCGGCCCGAGCCAGACCCAUGUGCUCGGUGGAAACCAGUGGAGGACUGGCCCCUGGGGAGCAUGUUCUAGCACCUGUGCUGGCGGGUCCCAGCGGCGGGUUGUUGUGUGUCAGGACGAGAACGGAUACACCGCAAGUGACUGUGUGGAGAGAAUCAAACCUGAUGAGCAAAGAGCCUGCGAGUCUGGCCCAUGUCCCCAAUGGGCGUAUGGUAACUGGGGAGAGUGCUCUAAGCUGUGUGGUGGAGGCUUGCGAACAAGACUGGUGGUCUGCCAGCGACCCAGCGGUGAGCGGUUCCCAGACCUGAGCUGUGAGGUCCCUGACAAGCCGGUGGAUCGUGAGCAGUGUAACACGCACGUGUGUCCUCAAGACGCUGCCUGGAGCACUGGCCCUUGGAGCCCGUGUUCUGUCUCUUGUGGUCGAGGGCAUAAACAACGCAAUGUUUACUGCAUGGCAAAAGAUGGAAUCCAUUUAGAAAGUGAUUACUGUAAACACCUUGCUAAGCCCAGUGGGCACCGAGAGUGCCGAGGAGGAAGAUGCCCCAAGUGGAAGGCUGGCGCCUGGAGUCAGUGCUCUGUGUCCUGCGGCCAAGGCGUGCAGCGGAGAAAUGUGGGCUGUCAGAUGGGAACACGCAGAGAUGCCCGAGAGACCGAGUGCAGCCCGUACACCAGACCGGAGUCGGAGCGCGCCUGCCGAGCCCCGCUGUGCCCUCUCUAUGCUUGGAGGGCAGAGGACUGGCAAGAGUGCUCCAAGACGUGUGGCGAAGGCUCCCGGUACCGCAGGGUGGUGUGCGUGGGCGAGGACACGGGCGGCGAGGUGCACGGCGCGCACUGCGACCGGAGCCAGCGGCCCGCGGACCGUGAGAGCUGCACCUUGCAACCCUGCGAGUAUGUCUGGAUCACCGGAGAGUGGUCAGAGUGCUCAGUGACCUGUGGAAAGGGCUACAAACAAAGGCUCGUCUCCUGUAGCGAGAUUUACACCGGGAAGGAGAAUUAUGAGUACGGCCACCAAACCGCCACCAACUGCCCGGGCACGCAGCCCCCCAGCGUCCACCCCUGCUACCUGAGGGACUGCCCCAUCUCUGCCACCUGGAGAGUGGGCAACUGGGGGAGCUGCUCCGUGUCCUGCGGUGUCGGGGUGAGACACAGAUCCGUGCAAUGUUUAACCAACGAGGACCAGCCCAGCCACUUGUGCCCUGCAGAUCUGAAGCCGGAAGAGAGGAAACCUUGCCAUAACAUCUAUAACUGCGAGUUACCCCAGACCUGCAGGGAGGUGAAAAGGCUGAACGGGGCCACCGAGGACGGCGAGUACGUCCUGGCCGUCAAAGGAAAGCCCCUGAAGAUAUUCUGUGCGGGGAUGCAGUCCGCCCACCCCAAGGAGUACCUGACACUGGUCCGCGGGGACUCUGAGAACUUCUCCGAGGUUUACGGGCACAGGCUGCACAACCCGACCGAGUGUCCCUACAACGGGAGCCGACGCGACGACUGCCAGUGUCGGAAGGACUACACAGCAGCUGGGUUUUCCAGCUUCCAGAAAGUCAGGAUAGACCUGAGCAGCAUGCAGAUAAUAACCACCGACUUACAGUUUGCAAGGACAAGUGAAGGGCAUCCCGUGCCUUUCGCCACAGCUGGGGACUGCUACAGUGCCGCCAAGUGCCCACAGGGUCGUUUUAGCAUCAACCUUUACGGAACAGGCCUGUCUUUAACGGAAUCUGCCAGAUGGAUAUCGCAAGGGAACUAUGCCGUCUCCGACAUUAAGAAGUCACCGGACGGUACCCGAGUCGUAGGAACAUGCGGUGGUUACUGCGGAAAAUGUACGCCGUCCUCAGGCACUGGCCUGGAGGUUCAAAUUUUAUAG
Molecule: messenger RNA, 6156 nt
Organism: Molossus molossus (Pallas's mastiff bat)
Lineage: Eukaryota; Metazoa; Chordata; Mammalia; Chiroptera; Molossidae
Gene: ADAMTS9
Product: ADAM metallopeptidase with thrombospondin type 1 motif 9
Exons: 39
Coding region: 328-6156 (1942 amino acids)
Biological process (GO): extracellular matrix organization; proteolysis
Cellular component (GO): extracellular matrix
Molecular function (GO): zinc ion binding; metalloendopeptidase activity
Source: RefSeq, a predicted model, not a curated record